Messenger RNA from Pezoporus flaviventris, 6784 nucleotides. It is a transcript of the gene GAP43, whose product is annotated as growth associated protein 43. The coding region runs from base 213 to 959 and encodes 248 amino acids. The transcript is spliced from 3 exons. Gene Ontology annotation, molecular function: phosphatidylserine binding; lysophosphatidic acid binding; calmodulin binding. Gene Ontology annotation, cellular component: plasma membrane; cytoplasm; postsynaptic density. The record is from RefSeq and is a predicted model, not a curated record. Lineage: Eukaryota; Metazoa; Chordata; Aves; Psittaciformes; Psittacidae. Gene Ontology annotation, biological process: regulation of growth; axon regeneration; axon choice point recognition.
UGUGUGAUGAGCAAUAGCUGUGGACCUUACAGUUGCCGCUAACUGCCCUGGUGUGUGUGUGAGUGUAUGUGUGUGUGAGCGAGAGAGAGGAGAGACAGAGAGAGGGAGGGAGGGAGGGAGCGGAGAGGGUGGGGGGGAGAGAUAAGAGGCAGAAGAGGAAAAGGAGAGAGGAGAAGGAAGGAAGAAGAAGGAAGGAAGGGGACAAUACGAUCAUGCUGUGCUGUAUGAGAAGAACAAAACAGGUUGAAAAAAAUGAGGAUGGGGACCAAAAGAUCGAACAAGAUGGCAUCAAACCAGAAGAUAAAGCUCAUAAGGCAGCCACCAAAAUCCAGGCCAGCUUCCGUGGACACAUAACAAGGAAAAAGCUCAAGGGGGAGAAGAAGGGAGAUGCUCCAGCAUCUGAGACUGAUGCUGCUGACAAGAAGGAGGAAGGCCCUGCCGGUGGAGCGGCCGAGAACAAAGAGACCGAGGCUCCCACUGCCACAGAAGCUGCCACCGCUGACAGUGCCCAGGUGGAGGAGGGCAGCAAAGACAGCAGCACACCAGCGGAGGAGAAAAAAGGGGAUGGAGCCGCCGAUACGGGCUCAGAGCAGCCAGCCCCGCAGGCUGCUGCUCCUGCUGCCUCCUCCGAGGAGAAGCCCGCUGCUGCCGCUGCCGAAACAGAAAGUGCCACUAAAGCUUCCACUGAUAACUCGCCGUCCUUGAAGGCUGAUGAAGCCCAAGACAAAGAGGAGCCUAAACAAGCCGACGUGCCUGCUGCUGACACCACUGCCACUACCACCACCCCUGCCGCAGAGGAUGCUACUGCCAAGGCAACAGCGCAACCCCAAAUGGAGACAGUGGAGAGCAGCCAAACCGAAGAGAAGACAGAUGCUGUAGAAGAAACCAAACCUACUGAAAGUGCCCAGCAGGAAGAGGUGAAAGAAGAAGAGAGCAAGGCGGACCAAGAAAAUGCCUGAACAUUAAGAAAUGACUCCCCAUUGCCCCUCCCUCCCUCCCCCUAUCCUCUAUCCUUCCUUCCCACCCCAAUCUCAAUCUUCCCCCCUUCCCGCUCACAUCCGUGAGCCUGUCCAUCCCUUUCCCAUUCCCACUGAAAACCCUUUUUCUCUCUGUGUGGCAAACAUUUAAAGAAAAAAAGAGAAAAAAGAAAAAAAAGAAAAAAAAAGAAAAAAAAAAGGCAGGAAAAAUCCCAGUCAAACAGUGUGGCUUAAACAUUUCUUUGUUCCUUGGUGUUGUUAUGGCGAGUUUUUUGGUAAUGAUGAUCCAAUCAUUUUGGGAAAAUUCUUGCACUGUAUCAGAGUUCCUUGACCUGGCGCGUGCGUGUGUCUGUCUGCCCACCGCGAGCGCUCCCUCUCUUUCUCUCUUUCCUCUCCUUCUCCCUCUCUUCUCCAAGUAUGUGUGCGUGUGUGUGCAAUGUUCCGUUCAUCCGAGGAGUCCAGACUUUACCGAGUGAGUUAAAACAAAAGAGGGGGGAAAAAAAAGAAAAACCAAGAAUAAAAAAAUCCUUUUCUUCCUUUUUCAAUGCGAUGGAAUGAACGAAAAAGACCAAAUCCAACCAACCAAAUCAUACUAAAACCCCAGUCUGUUUUCAGAACUAGAACAACAACAAAAUAAGCAAUGUGCCAACUAGCAUAAUGCUUGGCUCCAGGCUCCUUUUUCAAACUGAACAAUAAUGAUAAUAAAUGAGAAUAAUGAGAAUUAACACCACCGUGUCGCAUUUCUAUGCUGCCGUACGCCCUGCUGGCCUCUGCAGGCUUUGGUGGGCCACUUCUGCGUGGCCCCACUGUGCUCCUUGGCCACUGGUCAGUGACCAACCGCUCUCCCUUGGCACUACUGAAGGGAAUUUUAAGGGAAGCGGGCUUGGAUUUGGAGUGAGGCCUUAGCAUCAACUGAUACAAUAAUGAAAGUAGCAAAAUCAGUUUUAGGAAGGAACUAAAUAAGCAGCCUUCUAGGAGACCUCUAAGCCCUGAUUUGGAGAACCAUGGCGACCUUGGAGUGAUGAGCCAGCAGAGGGACCGGCUUUGGUCCAUGCUGAAGGUCCAACCCCUGCCAAAAGGUGCACUAUGGGCCAUGAGGGGAUAGGGACCUGAGGCAGAUAAGCUGAUGCUCAUCCCAUUUGGCUAAAGUUGAAUAGCAUAGCAUGGCCCUCCAAAAGUGUUCUGUUUGGCAUAAUAAAUUGGGCCAAUGCAUUGAAUAAAUAGCCAGUAGUGGGCAGGACAAGGUCUGGUAGGUAAGACCCAGUCAAUGGCACUUUGAGAAAUACCUCAUUCCUGCUCCCUGGAGAAAGCUGGGAUGGUUCACCCAGAGGCCAUGGCUCUUAGCUGUCAUUCGUGGCCUUCCUCUGUAGCCAGCUAAAAGCAUGGUGCAGGCAGAGCACCACUACUACUUUCCAUGGGGUGCAGGAUGUUCCCUGGUGCAUGCCAAGUGGACACCCAUUAGCCCCAGACGGUCCUGAUGCAGGACUGACAGCCAUUGGAGUCUGCUGCUCUGUUUAUGAGCUGCCAGGGUGAACACUUAAAAUGUAUUCAAUAAUAACUGGGCUUUUAUGAAAGCUUUUUGCUCUUUCACUGCCCAGAUUAUUACCCUGUGCUUUCCCACCAUGGUUUCCUGGCCGCACCAGCAAGGAUUGCCAUACAACGCUGCAGGGCCACCACUAAACUGGCCUCACAGCAGUAACACCAAAAAGAUGGGUCUGCUGACAGCCCCAACAUCCCUUGGUGGCUGAUGCUUGGAGUGGCAGCCCUGUGGCCUUCAGAGGACUGGUUGCCUUUCCCUGCACUACUUGUUUGUUCUCCUCCAUCUCUUUGUUGGAAAUAGGGAGAAAAGAUGAACAGUGUCUCCUCAGAGAUGAUCAGUUUGAACAUAGACUGCUCACUGGAAGUGCUAUCAAAAUGCAUCAGGAUUCGUUUCCAUGUUCUUCCUGGUGUAGGAAGAAGAGAGAGGGAGAGAGGGAGGACUUUUAAAAAGAGAGGGAAAGAGAGAGUGGGAGAGAGAUUGGACAGAGAUUUUUAAAAACAGGGAUUACAGAGAGGAGGGGGGGAAGAUUUUCGAGUGGAUAGAUGGAUGAUAGGGAGAGAGAGGGGAGUAUAGCUAGAGUAAGAAAGAUUAGAGUGAAAAAGAUGAGAGAGAGACAGGAAGAAAUUAGCUAAUAUGGAGCAAUAGAUGAUUGAUAGAGAUAGUGAAACAUAGCUAGCUAAAGUAGAUUAGACAGACUAAAUAGGUAGAAAGAUGGGCUGACUGACAGAUAGGUAUUGUGUCAUACUUCAUAAACAAUAUAUAUGCUAAUAUUCCCAUGUCAUGACGGGUGGUAAACCCUGAGACACCUUCCAGCCUGACCUCAAUUCAGCAAAUGUAGCGCGGACAUCAGGCACUGCUUGGACCGUAUGUCAGGUCUCACCCCUCUGCCUGCUUCUGCUGCGGAUGUGGCAGGGGGGUGGAUGGUGUUUGGGGAGGGAGAGCGCUCUGAUGGACACGGGGGAUGAGGUGUAGGGAGGAGAGGUGUAGAGUAUGUUUGCUGUUCGUAGCACACAAGGUGCCCAAGCCCAGCUCGGUCGCUGCAGGCACCUCGUGUCUCUAGCGCUGAGUGGAAAGAACUAAAAAGUUCAGCUCUCAGCAUCUGUGGGAGAGGUGUUUGGGAGGAGGCAGGAAGGAGGGAGCAUGGUUUUUGUUUGGCCUCAUCUCCAGUCAUGACCAUUCACAAGAGUUUUCUUAUAAGGGCUGUCUUGCCUGAUUCUGCACAGACCGCGUGGUCUCCCCGCUCUUCUCACUUCAGACCCAGAGCUUCUCAUCUUCCCUCCACUUUACUAGUUCUAGCUUUAUAAGGAAUACAAAACUGCCUCUCAUGUCUCCUGGACAUAGGCCUUCCUCCCUCCUCAUAAACCAGAAACGUUUGUCUCUCCCCAGGGAUGUUUUACCUUUGUAUUUCCCAUGUUGCCUCCCCUUGGCUGACGGUUAGGGCAUCGCGCGUGUUUUGUCACCGUUCGUAACAACAUACUUUGCCGCGUUGCUUAGAGAACAAAGGGUUGGGGUUUGUGUUUUGGUCUUCCCCCCCCCCCCCCCCCCAAAGAGAACCGGGUACGUGGUGACCAGCUGCAAACCUAAGUAAUCUAAAUACUGAUUCCUCUCCCUUGGUUCUAGUUUAAUAUUACUAGCUGUAACCAGGCACCUCCCUGUCUUUCUUAUUGUGCCAUGUCCUGAUCCGGCCAGAGAGUCAGGGCAAAGAGAGCGUGAGAGAGAGCACACAGGCAAACCCUGCCUAGAGCAGGCACUGGUUUCAAGUGUAAUACACAAGAUUUGUGUAGGAAGCUGGGCUGUCUUCAGGGUACAGGAAGGGAGCAGAGAAAAGCAUUUGGAUUUCCUUGAGUUGCCUCUUCAGCCAGGUUUUAAAAGGCUAAAAGGAAACAGUCUAAAGGAUGUAGCAUGGGACAGAAACUGGAAGGAGAACAGGGGUAUUUGAGGAACGAUUUUUCUAGCAGGAUAUCAAGUGAGCUGAGAGCAGCACAAGAGGCAGGAGGUCCCAGAAGUAAGGAGUGGAGCAAAGAGUACCCAGCAGGGUAGCUGGAGCUCCUGAUGCAACAACCAGCAUGAAUUCCCCAGGGAGUAUAGAUCUAAUCCUCUCUCCCUGAAGGGGAUAGCUUUGCUUUGUAGUUGUUAUUUUAUAUCUGGAGAGGGAAGGGCAUAUCAGAAUGGCUCACGCUGGGAAUAUGGUGCCUGACCUCAUGUACAGUGCUGUGGAAAUUCAGAGUCCAAGGGGGUGUUUUUCCAUGCCCCUGUACUAAGAUAUGUUUGUGAUCCACAUCUAACCUGAAUGCUCAUACCAGCUGUAGGCCAGCUCUUGACAUUUCAUCUCAUCUAGACUAAGCCUUGGAAAAGUGCAAAAAAACCCAACCUAACAACACCCCCCAUCAAUGCAGUAGAUCGUUUGCAUGGAUUCAGUCUGCUUUGCAAUUCUUGUGGCAUCCCCAGACUCUGCAUUGGUAGCAAACUCACAACCCUUGUGACAGUUGCAUCAGCCAGGAUGCUCCACCGUGAGCCACAUUCCAAAGGGAGGGGAAGGGCAUCCUGCUGAGAUCCCUUCAGACCCAGUGUUUUCCAGCCCCAACCCCUAAUGCAGCCCUGUGAGAAGCCUUAGCAAGACGGAGCUCACCUAUGGUGACAACGUAAACACUGUCACUUUGGGAAUAUGUUAGUCUAAAGGAAAGAAAUGGCCAGGACUGGAGGAGAAGGGUUUAGGAAGACAGGAAAGAAGAUAAAACAGAAAGAGGGAGUUCAUUCCAAGCUCCCCAUGGGAGUGAUUUCUGGCUUUUCUGAGGUCUCUGAAUGGCAAAGUAGCGCGUGAGGCUUUCUGUACUGAAGGUCUGGUGUUUGGCAUAGGUGUCUUAGGAAGCAAACAGCGCGGCUGUGGUUUGCAGAGGUGGAGGGAAGGGUCUUGAAUGAAUGUUGUUGUGGCCCCUCUUGGCUAAGAUGCCCUCUUGGUGGUCAUGUGCAGCUCAGUGAUGAGGGGGUUGGUGUGGUGGGUCCUCUUCCAGGCCUGUGCUCAGAUUCCCUCUUUUCUGCAUUGCCACAUUAGCACUUUCACUGGAUAUUUAGAGCACCUCAGGACUGGUUCUCCUCUCGCUCACACCGGGGUAACUCAGGAGUCGCUCCACUGGAACCAGUGGUGUUAAUCUGGUGUGAAACGAAGGCGAGAGGAGGAUUCAACUCCUCGCGGGGGGAUUUUCCAGGUCCCCGAGGGGGAAAGCAAAAUCAAUGGGAGUUACAUGUCUAACUGCCACUUGUGCCUGUGAAAGUCUGCCCCUUAUCUACCUAUAUGUAUAUAGGGUACAGUUUUCAGGAUAACCUAAGUGACAUGGGCACAUGAGAACACACACGGCUUUCAAAGGGACAUAAGCUCCUAAGGCCCAAAUGCUGAAGGAUGCCCAGACUCCUCUCUGCAGCCAAUUUGGGGGUCUCAGGACAAAAUGGGACUGAAGACCAUGUGUCAUUUAGGUGGUCCUGAAAGCGCUACCCUCUAUCCAUUCUUCAGGGUGUUGAUCUCAGGUCAUGUGCGAGCCUGCAUUCUUACCUACAAUGCUUUAUUACUACAUUCCUCUGUUGAGCAAUACUUGGAAGAAGAGGUGAAGGUCAAGAUUUGCAGAACAGGCUAUAGUGACCCCAGUGGCUCACAUCUGGAGUGCCCAACUUAAGAGACACCUCGCUGGGGCCCAAUCCAUAGGUCCUCUCUAUACUCUGAACAUCCAGAUUCAUGUAAUACACACCCAGAACCACUGGUCACUUCCAAAGUAAGAUCACAGCCUGAGACUUAGACUACUCUCACUAAAGAAAAUCCUAGGUGAACCGUUCAUCCAAUAGCUUGUUUUUUCUGCUCAUGCCUGUUCCCAAUGAAUGAAACGCAUCCCUGUGCAUCACCUAAGCCCUAUUUUGAGGAGUUACGCUGGCAUACAGCUGAAGUAACACAGUAGUAAAUUGGGGCCUGAAGAAGGUGGCUACAGCCUAGAGAGUAUCAAGAACUGUGACGUGUCUGGAAGCUAAAUAAGAGCAGAACUUGACGAUUAGAGCGGCCCAUUUCCGAUGCUCUUGUGUGAGGAUCUGGAAAGAGUCUCUCACUCAUUGUACUUGUGCAUUAUGAAUGUGUCCAUCUGCAGAGAUCUAAUGUACACAUAUGUCCUGAAUAUUGUCCUAAGGUUGCAAGCUUCAAAAAUGAGCAGAAAACAUUCCCGAGAAGUGAGAAUAAUACAGAUGUCUGUAUCUGAAAAAUUGGUUCAAAUAAAGUCUCUCACUUAUA